This is a messenger RNA of Cornus florida, 1989 nucleotides long. Its product is annotated as nuclear transport factor 2. Gene Ontology annotation, molecular function: mRNA binding. The record is from RefSeq and is a predicted model, not a curated record. Lineage: Eukaryota; Viridiplantae; Streptophyta; Magnoliopsida; Cornales; Cornaceae. Bases 303 to 1637 code for a protein of 444 amino acids. The transcript has 9 exons. Gene Ontology annotation, cellular component: ribonucleoprotein complex; cytosol.
CAGAGUCUUCUUUCCCUCUCUCUCUCUCUCUCUAUAUACAGAUCUAUCCAUCCGAAGGGUUCCAUUCCGAAGCUCUCCACUUUCUCUCUCUACAACAUUCUCUCUCUAGAGGAAUAUAUAUACACAUAUAGUGUACUUGUACGAGUUGUGGUGAUACAUAAGACUUUGUUCGUGAAUCACAGAGUUUGAGAUUUAGGGUUUCAAAGUUCGGAUCUUUGAUCGAAUCUUGGAAUCGGGAGCGACGGAGUGAGACUAGGGUUUUUUGGAUCGGUUAUCGUUGCAUGCUCUGCUAGAGAGCGAACAUGGCGAGUCCGUUCCCUAGUUCCGUUAGUGCUUUUCAGGUUGGUUCGUACUUUGUUGGGCAGUACUAUCAGAUUGUUCAGCAACAACCUGAUUUCGCUCACCAGUUUUAUACAGAUGCGAGCACGGUGGUUCGGGUUGAUGGCGAUUCGAGUGAGACGGCGGCAACUAUGUUGGAAAUCCAUACACUUAUAACGUCACUAAAUUUUACUGGUAUUGAAAUCAAGACAAUAAAUUCUCUUGAAUCCUGGAGUGGAGGUGUUCUUGUUGUGGUAUCAGGUUCUGUUAAAAUCAAGGAUUUUAGUGGCAGAAGGAAAUUUGUGCAGACUUUUUUGCUUGCUCCUCAGGAGAAGGGUUAUUAUGUUAUGAAUGAUAUCUUUCAUUUUCUCGAUGAGGAGGCGGUCAACCAACAUCCUGCACCCGUGUUAUCAGAAGACAAACUUGAUACUCAUCUAAGUACUUCUACUCCUCUUCUGGAUCCGCCAGCAGCUUCAGAUUAUGCCUUGGAGGUAGAGACAAGGGACUAUGUGAAUUCUGUUCACAUAGAAGGAGAUGAUCCAGAUGAUGAGUACAGUAUCCAAGAGCAACAGCAGCAGCAAGAGCCUGAGGAUGAAACUGUCGUGGAAGAAACUUCUCUAGAAGAGUUACCUGUUUUACAUCAAGAUGCGGUGAACACUAUGCAGGAUCCCCUGCCUGCUGUGGAGGAACCUGUUGGAGAACCUCCCAAACUUACUUAUGCUUCUAUAUUGCGAGCUCCUAAAAAGCAGUAUGUUCCGUCAGUUGCUGCACAGCCAUCAUUUCCUAGGAGCACCACACCUGAUUCAGAGUGGAAUUAUCCUCCGCAACCUGCUCCUCAGCAGUCCAACUAUGAUUGGUCAUAUGUGCCUGAAUCUAGCUCAGAGGCAGUGGAGGAAAGUUUAUCACAAGAAGGUGAAUCAAAAUCUGUCUAUGUAAGGAACUUGCCCUCUAGUAUUGCUGCUGCUGAUAUUGAGCUAGAGUUUAUGAACUUUGGAAGAAUCAAGCCUGAUGGCGUGUUUGUCAGGAAUCGCACGGAAGUUGGUGUGUGCUAUGCCUUUGUAGAGUUUGAAGAUGUUCAGAGUGUCCAAAACGCAAUCAAGGCAUCUCCAAUACAAUUGGCUGGAAGGCAAGUUUAUAUUGAGGAGAGGAGAGCAAACAGCAGCAGCACUUCUCGAGGAGGGAGAAGGGGAAGAGGCAGAGGAAGUUAUCAAUCUGAAGCCGUCAAAGGGCGUUCUGGUGGUAGAAAUCUUGGCAGGGGAAGGAACCAAGACGGUGGUGACUACUACAGACCAAGGGGCAAUGGUUUCCGUGGUUCGUAAUUAGAUAAAAGGGUCAUACUGCACUAAUUACAAACAUAUGGGCAUGACAGUUCACAAGUCACAACUUGGUUUUUUUUCCGGGUGAAGGCGAAGAGCUGAUUUAGGGUAUCAUUUUCCAACUGAGAACAUUUUUCUUCUCGUGGUUUUGUCAAAAAAAAAAAACAUAUAUUUAUGAUUUUGAGCGAUCACAUGAUUUGUUCUGUUCUCUCUUCCCCUUGAUAAUUGUUUUUUAUCUUGCAAUUCAAGUGGGAAUAUUUUUAGAAUUUGGUAUGUGUUCUGUUUGAGAAAAAUAUUUUGGGAUGCUGGUUUUAUAUGUGAGUGAUAUGAAGCCUUUUCGAUCUUUUCCGUUGAA